Etheostoma spectabile (orangethroat darter) is the source of this 2382-nucleotide messenger RNA. RefSeq names its product sodium channel, voltage-gated, type III, beta (gene scn3b). The coding region runs from base 658 to 1329 and encodes 223 amino acids. Lineage: Eukaryota; Metazoa; Chordata; Actinopteri; Perciformes; Percidae. Gene Ontology annotation, biological process: regulation of heart rate by cardiac conduction; sodium ion transport; ventricular cardiac muscle cell action potential. The record is from RefSeq and is a predicted model, not a curated record. Gene Ontology annotation, molecular function: sodium channel inhibitor activity; transmembrane transporter binding. Gene Ontology annotation, cellular component: voltage-gated sodium channel complex. The transcript is spliced from 6 exons.
UAUCAAAGCCUCUGCUCUGCCUGCGCUAAGUGACUGCUGAAAAACAAAGGCAGCGAGCCGCGGCUGGGAAAUGUCAUCAGUCAUCCCUAAUAGAGGAAAAAGACAUCAAACACUCUAUGGUGAUAUUCUUUGAGGGGUGAAAUAAUAGAACUGUUAUCGCUGCUUGGGCUGUUCAUGGGAGCAAGACUCCAAAUCAACAGUAAACAUCGGCUGCUCAGAAUCCACAGGUUUCCUUUUCUUCGCUUGUUUUCGUCUGUGUUUCUGGAUGGAUCUGGACUGAGUGACAGCAGCAGCAGGAGGACUGCUGAGUAGCCGACCAACAUAACGGACUUGUUUGUUGCAUCCAGCGGAGUGAACAAUGAAGUUAGUGCGUUCUGGAUAGAAGAUGAAUGGCGAGUCAGGGGGCUUAUUGGACUCGAAAUCAAGUGAGCGCGUAGAGAUUUCACAGCCUCGUUUCUACAUCUCUGUUACACCCUUUUCUCGUUUGAAAUCGUGCCUUUGAACAGAUAGUUCAAGUUACCUGCGCGCUCAUCAGCCGGGGAGAGGCGCUAUCCGUGGUCCUGAAGUCCUCUCCUGAGCUUCCUCCUGGCCUCGUGUGAAGACAACUUUACAGUUGGAGUUGACUCUGUCCACCAAGAGCUCCAGAAAGAGCCUAAUAUGGUAACUCAAACUAGAGUUCAUCUGCAGACUGUGGUAGGCCUACUUUUGAUUUUUGUUGUCCACCUGAGCCGGCCGGUAUGUGUCGAUGUCCCGUCAGAGACUGACGCAGUCCUGGGAGAACCCAUGAAAUUGACCUGCAUCUCCUGCAUGAAGAGGGAUGAGAUCAAAUCAAAGACAUUCGUGGAUUGGUACUACAUGCCAAAAGAAGAAAAAGACAUACCACCUGACAAAACCCAUAUAUUCAAAUAUGAUGUUGACAAUCCAGUUGAAUCGGAGGGACCAUUUAAGGGCCGUCUGACCUGGGAUGGGAGCAAGGACUUGCAAGAUGUCUCCAUUCAAAUCAAGAGCGCCACCUACAAUGACAGUGGCGUCUAUGAGUGCCACGUACUUCGCAAGUUUGAGUUUGACUUCUUCACUCCCUCAGUCUCCGUCGUCAAGCAAAUCGAGUUGAAGGUGCAAGCAAAAGCCACUGGAGAUGAUGCAGCGCUCUACUCUGAGAUCAUGAUGUAUGUGCUGCUGGUGUGCUUGACCUUCUGGCUGCUGGUGGAGAUGAUCUACUGCUACAGAAAGAUCUCUAAGUCUGAUGAGCAGGCACAGGACACAGCGACAAACUACCUAGCCAUUCCCUCUGAGCAGAAAGACAACCCAGCCACUCCUGUUACCGAAUAAAAGUGGUUAUCAGUGACACGGUAUUAACCAAUCACGGUGGGACUUCAGUCAUCUGUCAUGUGACAGACACAGCCAUAGUGUCCACAACCUCAUCUAUGCCACUAUGAAGGUAUCAUUACUCCCAGACUGCCAAGGGAAUCCUGCCAACAGACCUCCCCUGUGUAUUGACUGUGUUAUGUGACGGGCCAGUCAAAAAUGUCCCAAGUGCUCAAUGUUUCUCUUCCUUGUCCUCUCUUUUUUAUAUUUUACCUUCGUGCCAGGCAUCUGAAAUGAAAUGCUUUCACAAAUAGAACAGGUCAAAGAACAAAACCUCAUUGUCCUGCACUUAUUAUCAGAUAAAUACCAGACAUGUGCUAUUUGGACCUGCCAGUGCAUCGAGUUACUAUAUAUUUCUUAGUAGUUAGUAGUGCCUCUGUGAUUUAUUACCUAUAAACAGAAAAUAUCCAUUGAAAGGUCUGACUGCUGUCAAUACUGUGGUAUUUACAUAUAUAACUUGUUUAACUUAUAUAUCUAUAGAUAUAUAUCUAUAUCUAUAUCUAUAGAUAUAUAUAUAUAUAUAUAUAUAUAUAUAUCUAUAUAUAUAUAUUUAUUUAUAUUUAUAUUUAUAUAUAUACUGACUCUGUUGUACGCCUUUAUUUGUUUUAUUACAAUUUUAUAGACCACGCUUAGAUUUUGGGUCACAGUUUUAUUUGUAUUGGCCAAUAUCUUUAUGAUGUCUUUUUAAGGAAAAUGGAUUGCUAAGCUUUUAUACUGUAUGGAUGUGCAUUUCUCCCUGUUUUGUUUUGAGCAUCAGUAAAACCACCAAGUAAAUGGAGAUGUAGAAAAACAGAUUAUUUUGAGUCACUCUAUUUGAGUUGAUCUGAUUUCAUCUAAUUCAUUCCAAUACUCUCCUCUGUAUAAAUCUUUAAUCCUUGUUCAGCCCUGACAUUAACGUACAUUCAGUAGUAAUCUAACAGUAACACGCAUUCUUAAGGUUUGACUGUUGCUGGUAUUGCUAUUAAGACUAAAUGUGCGUGAGCUGGUUUUGAACUAAUAAACGUAAUGCAUUCCACA